This is a messenger RNA of Capsaspora owczarzaki ATCC 30864, 750 nucleotides long. RefSeq lists its product as hypothetical. The transcript has 6 exons. NCBI's taxonomy places the organism in Eukaryota, Filasterea, Ministeriida, Capsasporidae. The coding region runs from base 65 to 610 and encodes 181 amino acids. Gene Ontology annotation, molecular function: glutathione peroxidase activity. Gene Ontology annotation, biological process: response to oxidative stress. The record is from RefSeq and is a predicted model, not a curated record.
CAGUUUUUUUUUGAUACAUUGUUCAAAAGCUUUUACCAACCAAAUCCAAUACUACAAAGCAACCAUGCUCGGCGUUAUUUCCAAGAUUGUGACGACCUUCCACGGCAGCUCCAACCUCGAGACGGACGUUGAGAACUUUUACGACCUCAAGUGCACCGACAUUCUCGGCAACCCGUUCGACUUUGCGUCCCUGCGCGGCAAGGUCGUGCUGGUCGUGAACGUUGCGUCAAACUGCGGAUUGACCAAGAGCAACUACACGGAGCUCCAGCAAAUCUACUCUGAGCUCAAGGACAAGGGCUUUGAGAUUAUUGCCUUCCCAUGCGCUCAGUUCCUCAACCAAGAGCCCGAAACCGGAGCAAAGAUCCUCGACUUCGGCAAGACCCGCUUUGGUGUGACUUUCCAGCUCAUGGAAAAGACCAAGGUCAACGGCCAAGAGGCCCAUCCAGUCUACCGCUUCCUCCGUAGCAAGACCGACCCCAGCCCGAUUGACUGGAAUUUCUCAAAGUUCUUGAUCGACCGAACUGGCUCUACCAUCCAGCGCUUUGGCGCCAGCGUUCGCCCGAAGGAGAUUGAGCCCGAAAUCAUCAAGCUGCUUGACGCUUCUUCGUAAUCGCACGCUUUGAUGGAUUGUUUGUUUCAUACUGGCUGCUUUUGUUGUUGUUUGUCUGUUUGUUUGCUGCCUUUUGGGCUCGUUUUUUUUGAUUGAUGCUUCAAAGUAAAUCCUUCAACAACUUCAAGACACAUUGCCUG